AUGACGCUUGCUUCUCAUUCGACGAUGGGUGCGCUGCAAUUCAGCGAAGAUGUCAUUAAGCAGCUUACACCCGAGGAAGUAGACGAGUUCCGAGAGGCAUUUAUGAUGUUCGACAAAGACGGCAACGGUACGAUAUCAACCAAGGAACUCGGCAUUGCAAUGCGAUCACUUGGGCAAAACCCUACUGAGCAGGUGAGGAAGCUGAGAACUUUUUUCUGG
Molecule: messenger RNA, 219 nt
Organism: Cooperia oncophora
Lineage: Eukaryota; Metazoa; Nematoda; Chromadorea; Rhabditida; Trichostrongylidae
Source: the annotation of a GenBank genome assembly